Molecule: messenger RNA, 3577 nt
Organism: Trifolium pratense (red clover)
Lineage: Eukaryota; Viridiplantae; Streptophyta; Magnoliopsida; Fabales; Fabaceae
Product: receptor-like protein 6
Exons: 1
Coding region: 101-3175 (1024 amino acids)
Molecular function (GO): protein binding
Source: RefSeq, a predicted model, not a curated record
AAUCACACUUUCUUUUCUUUUCUUUGAGUUAAACAAAGCAUUAACACUGUAACAAAAAAAACAAAGCAUUAACACUUUCCACAAAAUCUGCAUUGCAUUAAUGAAGCAAAAUCAAUCAUUCAUGAGUUGGUUGCUUCUGUUUUUGCAUCUUUUGCUCUUCCAUUUUCCAUCUUCCUCUUCUUUCAAAAUCUUAUGUAAUCAUGAUGAGAGCACUGCUUUACUUCAAUUCAAGUCUUCCUUCGAUAUAAUUACUUACUCUUAUUGUGAUGAACCUGCUUCAAAGACAGCAACAUGGAAAAAUGGGACUGAUUGUUGUUCCUGGAAUGGUGUCACCUGUGACACCAUCUCUGGUCACGUGGUUGGUCUCAACCUUGGCUGUGAAGGCAUUGAAGGUACAUUACACCCUAAUAGUACCCUUUUCAAUCUUCCUCACCUCCAAUCACUUAACCUUUCUUACAUUGAUUUCUUUGGCUCUCCUUUUCAUUUUAAGUUUGGUAGGUUUCUCAGUCUUAAACAUCUAGACUUGUCUAAAUGUAACUUUGAAGGUGAAGUUCCUCUUCAAAUAUCACAUCUUUCUAAAUUAGAAUCACUUCAUCUCUCCAUGAAUCUUUAUUUAGUUUGGAAAGAGACUACCUUGAAGAGACUCGUACAAAAUGCAACAAAUUUAACAGACCUUUUUUUGGAUGAAACAAAUAUGUCUUCAAUAAGACCAAACUCCAUGGUAUUUCUCUUCAAUCAAUCUUCCUCUUUGAUUACUCUUAAUCUUCAUAACUCAAGAUUAAGUGGAAAAUUGAAAAAGAGUCUUUUUUGUUUACCAAAUAUUCAACAGCUAGAUAUGUCAUGGAAUGACAACCUUGAAGGCCAACUUCCAGAAUGGAGUUGCAGCACUUUUCUUAGAAUCAUGGAUCUAUCAGAAUGUCAAUUCAAUGGGCCAAUUCCUCUGUCUUUUUCUAACUUCACACACCUUACUUUCCUAGAUAUUUCAAGAAAUAAUCUUAACGGUUCAAUCUCAUCCUCACUUUUAACUCUUCCACAUCUAACUCAUUUGUCUCUCCAUUACAAUGAUCUUAGUGGUCAAAUUCCAAAUGUAUUUCCUCUGUCAAAUAGAUUUCAAGAACUAUACUUGAGUUACAACAAUAUUGGAGGUGAGAUACCAUCAUCACUUUCAAACCUUCAACAACUUACUGUCUUACAUCUUUCAUCCAAUUUAUUUUCCGGUCAAAUCCCAGAUGUGUUUGGUAGGAUGACCGAACUUCAAUACCUCUAUCUAGCUGAUAACAAUUUACAAGGACAAAUUCCAUCUUCAUUAUUUAACUUGACUCAACUAGUUCAAUUAGAUUUCUCUUUUAAUAAAUUAGAGGGUCCCUUACCUUUGUGGUGUUUAUCCUUGCCAUCUUUGUAUAAACUAGAUCUAUCAAACAAUCGACUUACAUGGGAUAUCGAUGAUGCAUUCUCAUCAAAUUCCUUAGAGGAACUAAAUCUUAAUAACAAUAUGUUACAAGGAAAUAUUCCAAAAUCCAUUUUCACCCUCUCAAAACUAAAAUACUUGAGGCUACAAUCAAACAACUUGAGUGGUCUUAUCAAUUUUCAAAUCUUCUCCAAACUUCAAAAUCUGUCAUAUUUAUCCCUUUCAUUGAAUAGUCAAUUGUCACUAAACUUUGAAUCUAAUGUCUACAAUAGUUUUAAUCAGCUAUUUUCAUUAGAAUUGUCUGCUAUCAAUCUGAUUAAAUUACACAAAUUACAAGGAAAUUUCACAAAUUUGUAUUAUCUUGAUCUUUCCAAUAACAAACUUAAUGGAAUGCCCAAAUGCUUAAUUGAAACAGGUGACUUGCAAUUUUUUAACCUCUCUGAAAAUUUGUUCACGUCAACAGAUCAAUUGAUUGAAAUGGCAGUGAACAAUGAAUAUCUCUAUAUACUUGAUCUUAGUUUUAAUUUACUGAAUGGUGACAUCCCUUUGGCAGUUUGCAAUAUAAAUUCUGAACUUGAAUUUCUGAACUUGGGACACAACAAUUUGAGUGGUAUCAUUCCACAAUGUUUUUCACAUUUUCAAUCCCUUCAAUUUUUGGAUCUACAGAUGAACAAAUUUCAUGGCACUUUGCCAAGUAACCUUUCAGAUAACCUUGACACUCUAAAUCUUAAUGGAAACUUAUUAGAAGGCCUUUUGCCUAAAUCUUUGUCCCAUUGCAAAAGCUUCAAAGUUUUAAAUCUUGGAAGCAACAGGUUAGAAGACAAAUUUCCCGACUGGCUUCAAACUCUACAAGAUUUGAAAGUGCUGGUUUUGCGAGACAAUAGGUUCCAUGGUCCCAUUGCCAAUUUAAAGAUCAAACAUCUAUUUCCAAGUUUAGUCAUUUUUGAUAUCUCGGGCAACAAUUUUAGUGGUUUUCUACCAAAAGCCUAUUUCAAAAAUUAUGAAGCCAUGAAGAAUGCUACUCAAGUUGGUGGGGAUAGCAGUUUGAUAUACAUGGAUCCUUGGUGUUCAGAGUUUAAUGAAAGAUGCAGUACUGAUUCUGUGACUGUGACAACAAAAGGGAACGAAAUGACACUGGUGAGAAUUCCAAAAUUGUUUGUAAGUAUUGAUUUGUCAAGAAACAAAUUUGAAGGAGAGAUUCCAAAUGCUAUUGGAGAGCUUCAUGCACUUAAAGGCCUUAAUCUUUCCCAUAAUAGACUCACUGGUCAUAUUCCCCAAUCCAUGGCAAACUUGACAUACUUGGAAUCUUUGGAUCUUUCCUCAAAUAUGUUAACCGGUGUCAUUCCUGCAGAAUUAACCAAUAUGAAUAGCAUUGAAGUCUUGAAUCUUUCCAAUAACCAUCUUACAGGAGAAAUACCUCAAGGAAGGCAAUUCGAUACAUUUACAAAUGAUUCAUAUGAAGGAAACUUGGGGUUAUGUGGAUUUCCCUUGACAAAGAAAUGUGGACCUGAACCUGAACAACAUCAUUCUCCACCUUCAGCCGACAACAUUUGGAGUGAAGAGAAAUUUGGAUUUGGAUGGAAACCAGUGGCAAUUGGAUAUGGAUGUGGAUUUAUGAUUGGAAUAGGCAUUGGAUAUUUUGUGUUUUUAAUUGGAAAGCCAAGAUGGCUUGUGAUGCUAUUUGGUGGUCAGCCAAAGAGAAGAGUGAGAAGGAGAGCAAGAGAGCGGAGGACCAAUGGUUCUACUCAGAUGGUGCCAAUGUCAUAGUUUCAUUGUCGUGGUUAUUUUCUGUAUUGUGUGUUAGGAUUUUACUUUGUGUUUAAAAUAAGAUUGAUCAUGUGAGUGUGACAAUCUUGUCACUCUUAUUUGAUCUAGCUUGUUUGAUUUUGAGUUGUAAGUUUGUUAUCUGAAUGUAUUGUAUGUUUUUAUUUAAUAAUAAAAUUGCAAGUUUAUCCAAAACCUACAAAAUAAUAUACAGUUUAUACUGUUGUUUAUUUUAAUUGCCACUGUUGGGGAGAUGGAUGGAAGUAUGUCAAACGAACAGACAGUGUUGCUGGCGAAAUAGAUUAUUUUACAUCUGUUUUAUCAGAUGGACGCUGUCAAAUUAAAGGGAAUAUGGUGCUGUAUUAUGCAGAAAAGAUGCCAAUGCGGAUAAAAUGACUGCCCCUU